Ruditapes philippinarum (Manila clam) is the source of this 3085-nucleotide messenger RNA. RefSeq names its product collagen alpha-2(IV) chain-like. Bases 178 to 1482 code for a protein of 434 amino acids. The record is from RefSeq and is a predicted model, not a curated record. Gene Ontology annotation, molecular function: extracellular matrix structural constituent. NCBI's taxonomy places the organism in Eukaryota, Metazoa, Mollusca, Bivalvia, Venerida, Veneridae. The transcript has 9 exons. Gene Ontology annotation, cellular component: collagen trimer; basement membrane.
CUUUAAUAUCCUCAACUUGUUGUAGGACUACCUGGCUUGCCCGGAGAUCGUGGACCGAAUGGUUUGCCGGGACUGCCCGGUCUGGAUGGGUAUGUAGGUGAAACUGGACUAGAUGGGUUACCAGGUCUGACGGGUAUCCGUGGAGAGGACGGGUAUAGCUAUGGUGGUGCCAAGGGAAUGAGAGGGUUGGAUGGACUGUCAGGAUUGCCAGGUCAAAAUGGUGAAAAGGGUUUCCCAGGAAGGCCAGGAUUGUUUGGUUUAGAUGGUAUGAAGGGAGAACCAGGCUAUAACGGCGAGCAAGGCGGUCUCGGUAGAGACGGACCACGAGGCUUUAAGGGCUUCCCGGGUGAUCGUGGUUUGUCAGGGUUCCCCGGAGUUGAGGGAGAACGUGGUGAAGAUGGGUUACCAGGGUUACCUGGUCUGCAAGGUAUGAGGGGAAACGAUGGCUUGGAUGGAUUCUACGGUUUAAGAGGAGACAAUGGCUCUAGAGGUAUGAAGGGAGCACCUGGGGAUCCAUUCCUUGGAGAAAUUACGCAGAUUCACUUCGGACAGAAGGGUGAUCGUGGUAGGCAGGGAUUUCGUGGAUUAGACGGCAUCAAGGGACAACCUGGUUUACGAGGUUUAGAUGGUUUACCAGGCGAGAAGGGUGUCCGUGGUUUCCAAGGGGAGGAUGGACCUAAAGGGGUAAAGGGAGAACAAGGUGACGACGGUUUCCCUGGGUUACAGGGACGUAAUGGUAAUACCGGCCCACCGGGUGAUGCAGGUCUGCCAGGUUCGGAUGGUGCCGCCACUGGCGGUCCAGGCCUUUUCUUUGCAAGACAUAGUCAGAAUCGUUUCCAGCCGAGAUGUCCACAGGGGACAGUCCUGAUGUGGGAGGGCUAUUCGUUUGCCUACGUUCAGGGUAACGGAAAGACUCAUGGUCAGGAAUUAGGUCAGCCCGGAAGUUGUCUGCGUCGGUUUAGCACUAUGCCAUUCAUGUUCUGUAACAUCAACAAUGUUUGUAAUGUGGCAUGGCGUGGGGACUACAGCUACUGGUUGUCCACGCCCGAGCCAAUGACGGCCAUGAUGGACCCUGUAGAGGGCAAUCAGAUUGAGCCGUAUAUCAGCAGAUGUGUGGUCUGUGAAGCUCCGUCCGAGAUAAUAGCUGUACACAGUCAGACAAUGAGAAUUCCAGACUGUCCUAUUGGCUGGACUGGUCUCUGGAUUGGAUACAGUUUCCUCAUGGGAACCGGUGCUGGUGGGGAUGGAGCUGGUACUGAUCUUGCAUCGGUUGGUUCCUGUCUCGAAGAUUUCCGUGCCACUCCUCUGAUAGAAUGUCACGGACGUGGAUCGUGCAACUAUUACUCCACGUCAACGAGUUACUGGCUAGCGACUAUAGAUAGUAACGCUCAAUUUAGAACUCCUUUAGCAGAAACUCUUAAAGCGGGAAAUCUUAGAAUGAGAAUAAGUCGUUGUCAAGUGUGUAUGAGAUUUUCUAGGUAAAGCGUCUCUACAACCAUGAUCAUAUUACCAUAAAGGCUUGAAAAUUUGUAAAGCUUCUGAGAGAAAGAGAAUUUGAUAAAUUUUAUACUCUUUCAUAGACAUUUUCAUUAGUUAAUUUGAGAAUUCAGUCAUGUAUGUUUAAUUUACAUCUUCCAUUGUGAUUCAAGUAUUUAUCUCUUUAUUUUAGGGAUAUACUGUAUUUUGUUUUUUGUUCUGUAUGUGUUUCAUUGUAUUAUAGACUUUAUUUGAAAAUACAUGUGUAUAGUUAGCAAUUUUUAUAUACUGAUUUCAUAUGGUGCUAUUACCAAAAUGAUGCUUUAUGCAUUAUGCUUGAAAGUUGAACCAUGGUUGAGUGUCUUCUAGUCAAUACUGCCCGAUAUGUACAAAACCCAUGUACAAAACUGGCAUAGAGUCGAGCUUUUCUUUGCGUGACUUUUCUAUACAGACUAUUAAAAUUAAUCAUACAAUUCUAUACAACAUUAUUCAUGGAAGAAGGUACCGUAUUCCUCCCAAAGACAACCAUCUGACCAAAGUAGUAUUAAUUUGGUACAUACCAGUUAAGAGCUGGUCAAAAUAUUAGGAACAUUGUUAUUAUUCAAUCAUUUCCAAUCAAGACAGACUUAUUUACUACAUGAAUCAAGCGCAGACACAGACUUCCUCUUUGGGAGGAAUACAAUGUUGAGGCAAAAAUCAAAACAAGAUGAAGUAUGGCUACAUUUCUAAGAAAUAUUUACUAUAAAGUUGGAUUAAUCUAUUAUGUAAUAGUGCCUUUAUUUUCUAUGCAAACACAUGUGCCUUAUAUGUACAUAAUUUUGCUACACAUGGUUAUAUGAAUCCUUUAGAAGACUGAGAGUGUGUGUAAAUGAGUGUUUAUGUAAAAAGCUUAGAUGUUCUGUUAAACGCCUUUUGAUUAACGUUUGCAAUUCUUAAAAACUUGAUAGUCCUAAAAUUUAGGGUUCAAUUUUUGUCCUAGUUUAAAUUUGAAAACAUCAACAAUUAAUAAAUUAUUCUUCAAGUAUGGAAAGAACUCUUUAGAUAUAUAUAUAAAAACAAAAUCUAUACAUUUUCUCAUCUGCAUUGUAUUAAUAUGAAUACAUUUCUGUGGGUAAAUUUGUUUUUGUUUUUGUAUAGAAACAAUUUCAUUAAUUUAGUUUUAAGAGUCCUAAAAAUAUCACUUUAAUAUUCAAGGUGGUUGUAGUAUUAUGCUAGACAUAUGUGUAAUCAAAUGUGUACAGAGUUGAUUAUAUGAUGGCAGCCGUUGCCAUAACAACACCAUUUGUCUUCCAUUCUUUUUGGCAAAUUAUUUGCAGUCAUCAGUUACUUCCCUUGAUUAGUUAAUUUUAACAGGUAAACAGGUACUAGAAAAAACAACUUGAUCAAUACUACCCUUGAGCAAUAGAUAUUUCUGGCAUUUCAAACUGAAAAAUAAAAAAGAUAAUCUAUUUGUACCAUUCAAAUGACGGAUAAAAGAUGGUCAUAUAUUGAUCUAGAGAAGAAAUUAUUAAAGGGAGGUAAUAAAUUAACUGUUGUAUUUGAAUAUUUUGCUUCAUUUUAAAGUAGAAUAAAUGUCAGCUGAGAAUAAAUAAAAUGUUUUGUAAAGACA